UGGUGACGUCACGUGGCGUUGACAUCAUCAACACAUUCACUACAUUUCGCCCAAGAUGUCGUACGCAUAUUUAUUCAAGUAUAUCAUUAUAGGGGACACAGGUGUUGGAAAGUCCUGCCUGUUACUGCAGUUCACAGACAAGAGGUUCCAGCCUGUGCAUGACUUGACUAUAGGUGUUGAAUUUGGUGCACGUAUGAUUACCAUCGAUGGAAAACAAAUCAAAUUGCAAAUCUGGGAUACAGCUGGUCAAGAAUCCUUCCGGUCCAUUACAAGAUCUUACUACAGAGGUGCAGCUGGUGCAUUGUUAGUCUACGACAUCACCAGACGUGAUACGUUUAACCACUUGACCACAUGGUUGGAAGAUGCCAGACAACACUCCAACUCCAAUAUGGUCAUCAUGUUGAUAGGAAACAAAAGUGACCUUGAAGCAAGGCGAGAGGUAAAGAAGGAGGAAGGUGAAGCAUUUGCCCGGGAACAUGGCCUCAUCUUCAUGGAAACAUCUGCCAAGACAGCUGCCAAUGUAGAAGAAGCUUUCAUCAACACAGCGAAGGAAAUCUACCAGAAAAUCCAAGAUGGUGUCUUCGAUAUUAAUAAUGAGGCAAAUGGUAUCAAGAUUGGCCCCCAGCACUCACCGACCAACCAAAGUAUGCCCUCCAGUGGCGGAGGUGGGGGACAGGGAGGUGGAUGCUGCUGAGGAGGCUGCAGCACACAACACAUGGACAAAGCUGAUUGCCGAACGAGUAUAUUUAAGAAAGGGAGACAACACCCUAUCAUUGAGUCACCAUGGGAUGGUUGAAUCUUCGAUAAUUGUAAAAUAUUUCUGUAUGUCUGAGCCUGUAAAAUAUAUAUAGACAACUUUCGUGUUAUGCAUUUCUUUUAAAAGUAUAACUUGUUUCAUGUUUCAUUCUGUCAUGAAUAUAGACUCAGGUGUUGUUAGUGACACCUGGCAUGUUACUGUCGUUUUUAUUUGUUUUGAAGGACACUGCUUGGUGUUUUCACAAGUUUUUGUAACUCAUUUGUAAGUCUUUCAUUGCUAACAUUGUUUUCUGUACCUCUUUUAGUUCGAUGGUUUUAUCAUCUCCGAUCUCUUGAACCUAUAAGCAAACAUCUUCAUGACAAUACUGACACGUACUCAUCAUUGUCAUAACAUUUCAAAUAUUAAUUAGAAUUGAUUUGAGAAUUCCAAGUUCAAGUAUUUUUAACACUUUUGAAAUCUUGUUAUUUUCAUUGACAAAGGGUAGCAGCUCUUGUAAUGGCACUGGCAGACUUUCUAUAGAUAUCUGUAACCUAAGAAGAUAUUAUGGUGUUUGUAAUACAUGCACAAAUUGUAAUCAUGUCAUUGUUGUAAGGGCAUUCUUCUGAAACAGUUGUCUGUUGAACUAAAACUGGUUGUAUUUAUUGGAGAAAAUCAUUCAACAUGAGACACACUUUCAACGUCAAUUCUGAUGGUGGAUAUCUUUGUACUGUCAGUGUAUUUGUCUUUCUUAAAUAUCUUCAAAGGGGAAAACUUUUUAAAGAGUUGUAUCAGUUCUCAUGUGCAUGCCCUGUAUGUUUAAGAUUAUUUUUCUGCAAUGUGGUUGUAACACUCCCAGUGUUGUGACGUCACAGCAAUGGAAGUAUGUCACUGUAACACUCUUUGUGUAUAUGCUUUGUCUAUUUGCUGUACAGAAUGCUUCAAGCAUGUAGAAUACAAUGCAUUCCAAUAUCAGCUGAGCGAUCAUGGAAGAUGUAUUUAGAACAUGUAUACCACAAUUUAUCAAGUCACCGUCAAGGAACUUUGUCAACUGCUGAGGAUGGAAACAAAAGUGUUUUUUCAAAUGCAACUGUUCACCUUGGUGUAAAUUAAUGUUCUAUCACCGUUAACUAGUUUCAGUAUGUGACAUGCACACUGGUGGUAGUACCUCAAGUUUUGGACCUGCUUGAUCUAUGAUGUUAGGAUCAAAGUCUCUAACUGAAAGCAACUAACUUUGCAAAGUUUUUAAUCAUCUUUUUGUUAAUGAUAGAGAUAAAUUUAUUGACUAUUUAUUACAUGAAAUCCUUAACAGUGCUAAUAUUGAUGUGCCAGUGGAUACCUUAAUCUUCCUAACUGUUCGUUCUCGGCAAGCUUUAAGCCUAUGUAAACAAACACUUUGCUCUCAAUAUGGUCCUCUUCUCUUCAGGCCUUUACUUAACUAUUGUCUCAUCAAAGGAAGAAAUGUGGUUUGUAGAAAAUAUUUCAAAUCUUUGAUAUUUUGACUUUUUGGGUUAUUAGCAUGCCAUUAAGAAUUUCGUAUUAGUCCAAACUUUUCUAAGGACUAUUAAAUAAUGUUUAACAAGGGUUGUGAGAAUGGUUAAAGAUUGCAAGGCCUGAAAGGAAAAACAGUUCCACCUUAACAUAUAUUCUUUGUAGAUCUGUAGGAAAUGGAGAUCACUGCAAUAUUUAUUGUCCUGUAUUCCUGUAAUUUACUGAUAAUUAUUGUAUGUUGACGUUGACUGUGUGAUUGCACCGAGACUGACAACAUCUGUGAGUAGGCAGGGAUGGGAGAUAACUCUGUGUCCUCCAAACCUGGUAGGUGGUGCACUAUGUUGUGAAGGCAAUAAAGGGUGUCCUUGGUGAA
Messenger RNA from Haliotis rubra (blacklip abalone), 2597 nucleotides. Its product is annotated as ras-related protein Rab-2. Gene Ontology annotation, molecular function: GTPase activity; GTP binding. Gene Ontology annotation, cellular component: Golgi apparatus. The transcript has 8 exons. NCBI's taxonomy places the organism in Eukaryota, Metazoa, Mollusca, Gastropoda, Lepetellida, Haliotidae. The record is from RefSeq and is a predicted model, not a curated record. Bases 56 to 694 code for a protein of 212 amino acids.